Paramecium pentaurelia is the source of this 502-nucleotide messenger RNA. NCBI's taxonomy places the organism in Eukaryota, Ciliophora, Oligohymenophorea, Peniculida, Parameciidae. The record is from the annotation of a GenBank genome assembly.
UAAUGAUAUAAAUAGUUUAGGAAAGAUAGGGUACAUAAUGAGAAUAAUAUUAGAAGAUUAAGAAAGAUAAGAAUUUGAAGUUGAUGAAGUUCCAUUUAGGAUCUGGGAAUAAGGUAUUAAUACAAUAAUUAUUUAGUUGCAAAUUAAUAUAGAUAAGAGAUAGUGGUAAAAUCUACCAAAUAAUGAUUAUUAGUUACUAGAAUAACAAUUAUGGUAGACCAAUAUUGAUAAGGUAUUUCAAAAGGGUAACGGAGUACCAAAGAAAUUGUUAUAAAAAUUAAGGAGAAUGAAAAUGGGAAAAUCAAACAGGUAGUGCAGUAUUUGUUGUAAUAAUUUCUUAAAAGGUAAAAGUCUAUAUAUAUUUUAGAUGAAACAAUAAUAUAAUUACCUUGUAAACACAUUUUCCAUUAAUCUUGCUUAUUUUCUUGGUUUGAUCAUAGUACAAAAUGUCCUAAUUGCAGAAGUGAUAUAUUAGAAGCUUUGAAGAAUUAAGAGAAAUGAU